UGCUUAUCGUGGGAAUGAGCUGACGUGUACAUAGUCCCCAGCUAUCACUUGACGUCAGGUUUACUUCAUUAAGUGAAAUUUAUGGCAAGCGUACAACAGUUGCUAGCUAUUAUUGACCUGCAAAGUAUAAAGAUAAGUGAGAUAGAGAGAGUAGAAUACGGUAGGAUUAGUAAUACUAUUCGUUUGAUAAUACUGUUUCAAUAUGGGACUCAGUGAAUCUAAGCCGGAAACUUGUCAAGUUGAGGCAUGUGAAACAAAGUUUUUCAAAUAUGGUAUCUGGUACAAAUGUUGGAAGAGGCAUCACUUUUGCGAUCUCCACCAAAAGCAAAAGACCUGCCCAAUAGAUGCUGAUGAGCGUAGACCAUGUGAAGUUAAAUCAUGCAAUAAAACUGACUGUGACUCUGGAGUAUGGCACAAAUGUGAAAACAAACAUCAUUUGUGUACCUCACACAAAAAGAAAGACAAAUGCCCAAUAGAUGGACGGUACGGACGUAGACCGUGUGUUGCAACAGCCUGUACUAAAACUGAUUGCAGUUAUGGUAUUUGGUACAAAUGUGAUGAGGAGCACUAUUACUGUACCACUCAUCAGAAGAAAAAGAUAUGCCCUAUUGAUGAAAAGCCUCACACUACAUUCAUCAGAAGGAAACCAUACCUAUUGCUAUCAGAAAGUAGUUAA
This is a messenger RNA of Amphimedon queenslandica, 676 nucleotides long. RefSeq lists its product as uncharacterized. Lineage: Eukaryota; Metazoa; Porifera; Demospongiae; Haplosclerida; Niphatidae. The record is from RefSeq and is a predicted model, not a curated record. The transcript is spliced from 3 exons. Bases 203 to 676 code for a protein of 157 amino acids.